AUGUCUGCAACGCAGCUUUUGAAUCCCAAAGCAGAAUCCCGUCGCAGAGCAGAGGCGCUUCGAAUUAACAUCAACGCGGGAGAAGGCCUCCAGGAUGUUCUCAAGUCGAACCUGGGGCCCUCGGGCACAAUCAAGAUGUUGGUCGACGGCUCGGGUCAAAUAAAGCUGACAAAAGACGGAGCGGUCCUGCUGAAAGAGAUGUCAAUACAAAACCCCACCGCCACUUUGAUUGCUCGAGCCGCAACAGCGCAGGACGACAUAACCGGUGACGGUACAACGUCUGUAGUCCUGUUGAUAGGUGAACUCCUGAAGCAGGCAGACAGAUACAUCCAGGAAGGCUUGCAUCCAAGAGUCAUCACCGACGGCUUUGAAAUCGCAAAAACAGAGACCCUCAAAUUCCUCGAUACCUUCAAGAUCACGCGUGAUGUCGACCGCGAUCUGCUUCUCUCGAUCGCCAAAACUUCCCUCUCCACAAAGAUCAAUGCUGCUCUUGCUGCGCAGUUGACACCUUCAAUAGUUGAUGCGGUUUUAGCCAUCUAUCGGCCUCCCCAAAAACCCGACCUGCACAUGAUCGAAAUCAUGAAACUGCAGCACAAACUCAGUUCUGACACCACCCUGAUUCGAGGGUUAGUGUUAGACCACGGUGCGCGACAUCCUGAUAUGCCAAAGCGAGUCGAAAACGCUUUCAUUCUCACGUUGAACGUCUCUCUUGAAUACGAAAAGUCUGAAAUAAAUUCCGGCUUUUAUUACAGCAGCGCCGAACAAAGAGACAAACUCGUUGCCUCUGAGCGUCGCUUCGUUGACGAAAAACUGAAGAAGAUCGUCGCUUUGAAAAAUGAAGUUUGUGGGUCUGAUCCUAAGAAGUCCUUUGUGGUGAUCAACCAAAAAGGUAUCGAUCCUCUGAGUCUCGAUGUGCUGGUCAAAAACGGCAUCCUGGCACUCAGGCGUGCAAAGAGACGGAACAUGGAACGCCUUCAACUCGUCUGCGGUGGAAAGGCGCAGAACAGCGUCGACGAUCUCGAUGCUUCGGUGCUUGGAUGGGCAGGACUGGUAUACGAGCAGACCCUGGGAGAGGAGAAAUACACUUUUGUGGAGGAAGUGAAAGACCCGAAAUCCGUUACACUCCUAAUCAAGGGGCCGAACCAGCAUAGCAUCACCCAAAUUACAGAUGCGGUCAGGGACGGCCUACGAAGUGUGUACAACACUAUUGUAGACGGCUGCGUCGUUCCCGGUGCUGGAUCAUUUCAAAUUGCCGCCGCAGCGCACCUCUCGUCCGAAACAGUGCGAAAGACAGUCAAAGGAAAAGCAAAAUGGGGCGUUGCUGCCUUCGCAGACGCACUUUUGAUCAUACCAAAAACACUCGCCGCAAAUUCCGGACACGAUAUCCAAGACGCACUUGCUGCCCUGCAAGAUGAAUUUACCGAGGGGAACGUGGUUGGGUUAGACCUUGUGACUGGAGAGCCAAUGGAUCCCGUGCAAGAAGGCGUAUUUGACGGGUUUCGCGUGUUGAGGAACAGUAUUGCGAGUAGCCAGGGAAUUGCAAGCAACUUGUUGUUGUGUGAUGAAUUAUUGAAGGCCAGGCAGAUGGGGAGACAACAGGCCCCUGGCGGGAUGGAUCAAGGAGAAUGA
This is a messenger RNA of Fonsecaea multimorphosa CBS 102226, 1629 nucleotides long. RefSeq lists its product as uncharacterized. Gene Ontology annotation, cellular component: chaperonin-containing T-complex. Gene Ontology annotation, molecular function: ATP binding; ATP-dependent protein folding chaperone; ATP hydrolysis activity. Gene Ontology annotation, biological process: protein folding. NCBI's taxonomy places the organism in Eukaryota, Fungi, Ascomycota, Eurotiomycetes, Chaetothyriales, Herpotrichiellaceae. The coding region runs from base 1 to 1629 and encodes 542 amino acids. The transcript has 2 exons. The record is from RefSeq and is a predicted model, not a curated record.